Chara braunii is the source of this 1709-nucleotide messenger RNA. Lineage: Eukaryota; Viridiplantae; Streptophyta; Charophyceae; Charales; Characeae. The record is from the annotation of a GenBank genome assembly.
GCACGAUGCGACCUAGGCCUGUGCUAAAAAGGAGUGUCCCGACUGUAGCCGUGCAGACUCGGAUGCGGCGACGAAACGAGCAGCUUCAGAAGGAAAGAGAGUCUGAAAAGGCAGUCGAAGAAGAGCCUAUCCCCGUUAGUGAGAACGAUGAGGAUAACGAGGAUGAGAAGUUGCGAGUCGAAGAGGAAGAACGGGCUCGUCGUCGUGCACUGGAAAGGGAGUCGGAGAAAGGGAAGGCCGAAGCAAGCAAGAAAGAGCCACGAAAUAAGAAAAAUAUUUACUCGAUCCCCGUGGAGCAGGGGGUCGAUAUCGAGCGACUCGUCGAUAAGAUUCUGGAAAGUCAGCGCGACUUGGUCACGCUGAAGGAAAUUUUGGCGGUAUCGCCAGAGAUUCGAGAGGAGUUUAAACAGCGAAUGACUCGUAAGAGAGUCAUGACUGUUAAACUCGGCGAAGUCAUUCCGCCGGAGGCUAACUGGUCCCCGCCUGGGACGAAGAUGGAUUGGCGAAGUGUGUCGACCGGCCAUAUGAAGGUCCAGAUUGGACAACAAGAGUACUCAACACUCGUGGAUGAUGGGGCCGAGAUGAACAUCAUUCGCGAGCGUCAUGCCAUCGAAGCUAGGUUGAAGAUCAAUCGAGAUGACUAUGGGUUUCUGGUGGGAGCUAGCGGAUCGACCCCAUUCUGCGGGACAGCCAAUGGCGUUCUCAUCACGGUUGGGAAGGUCAAAGUCCGCUCUUAUUUCUACGUGUUACCUAGAGUGAAACACGAGGUGCUUCUGGGAAGGGUGUUCCUAUGUCGGUCAGAAAGCAUCAUCAUUAACAAGCAUGAUGGAACCAUGUUUGUAAUCCUUUGCGAUCCUGUUUGCGGUUAUUACAAAGUGGUCAAGUGUGCGAACACUGGACCCUAUUGCUCGUGGAACCGGUUGAACCCGGAAUCCUAUAGCUUCCCGGAGUCAGAAACGUUGAGGAAGGAGAAAGAAUCGUUAGGGGAGGAGCCGAAUCCUCAUGAGUUCUCGCUGACCCUGCCUGAUAUUGGGCAGGCAAUCGAUUUUGUAUCGACACAUGAGGCGGUUGAUCCAAAUGUGGUGCAAGCCUUGACGGAGAUCAUCACGGACACCGGAAGCGCAGGGACUAUGCGCCUUGCUGAUGACGCUUUCCAGACCGUUGGAAGGAUGUCAUAUAUCAUGAACUUGUUGGUUCAUGAGGUUCGCCUGAGGUUAAUGAAUGCGGAGGAAGGAAGCAGCGAGGUCAAGGAGACAUUCAAGGAAAAGGAGUAUGAAAGAGAGUAUAAGAAAAUAGGCAUGUGGUUGAAUGGGGAAUUGGACGAAAGCGAGGUUGAUCCGGUUGUGCGGGAAAAGAGCAAAGGAUUUGUUGUUCGUGAUGGUCAUCUCUUUAAGAAAGUUGCUGAUGGUGUCCCAAAAAGGGUAGUAUGCGGAACUUCUCGACAGUUGGAUGUGAUCGCUGCUUUGCAUGAUGGGGUAGCCGGCGGGCAUAAGUCUGCGCGGGUAACCCUGAACAAGAUCAACGUCUCUAUUUCUGGGAAGGGAUGAGCAAGAUGGUGAUUGACUUUUGUAAAUCUUGUUUCCCUUGUCAACAGAGGUCUAAUAUCCGCUACCUUGAGCCCCUAAAUCCACGUUAUGUGGCAGAACCAGGUGUGGUGGUGCAUUUGGAUCUUUUGGUGAUGCCACCUGGGAUAAAUGAGUACAGGUAUA